AUUUUUUCGGCUGAAUAUUCUUUCACGCCCUUAUUUAUGUUAUCUACCUUUUCAAGGAGAAAUUCUAUCCUCCUUUUAGAAGAGAAGAUUGGUUGAAGAAUCAAAGCGGAUUCACAAAGAUAAGCCCACUGCUUACUAUUCUGCUAGUUUGCUUGCAUUUCUUCUUUGUUGUCCACUUCUCAUAGAAAGAUAGUUGAUUUCACUGAAAUUGUCCACAGUUGAAUCGAGGCCUUCCAAUUAGUUCGUCGCAGUGAGAAAGAACUACUUAAGUACCAUCGUAAUUAACAAAACAGGCCAAAGAUGGAAGGGGUUGAGCACAGAAUAGUUAAGGUGAAUGGCAUAAACAUGCACGUUGCAGUGAAGGGGCAAGGCCCGGUCAUUCUUUUCGUCCAUGGCUUCCCCGAGCUAUGGUACUCUUGGCGUCACCAGAUUUCUGCUUUGUCUUCCAAGGGUUACCGAGCUGUAGCCCCUGACCUGAGGGGCUACGGUGGCACGGAUGCUCCGGAUUCAGUCGCCUGUUACACCUGUUUCCAUAUAGUGGGGGAUUUAGUUGAGCUUUUAAACACCAUCGCCCCUGACCAACAGGUGUUCGUGGUUGGCCAUGAUUGGGGAGCUAUCAUUGCUUGGUAUUUGUGCUUGUUCAGGCCAGACAAAGUGAAAGCUGUGUUCACCCUCAGUGUGCCCUUUAUUCCACGUAAUCCACAAAUGAAGCCCACUGAUGGGUGGAGAGCUAUCUAUGGGAAUGAUUAUUACAUAUGUAGAUUCCAGGAACCUGGAGAAAUAGAAGCUGAGUUUGCAGAGAUGGGUACAGAGACAGUAAUGAAGGCAUUGCUAACAUACAGAGUUCCAGAUCCAUUAAUGUUACCCAAAGGGAAACCAUUCGGCCAUUCAGCAAAUACCCCAAUUACAUUGCCUUCUUGGUUAUCAGAGGAAGAAGUUAAUUACUAUGUCACUAAGUUUAACAAAAGCGGCUUCACUGGUGUGAUCAACUAUUACCGUAACUUUGAUCGAAAUUGGGAACUGAUGGCACCAUGGGGUGGUUGUGAGGUAAAGGUAGCUGCCAAGUUCGUAGUGGGUGAUGUGGACCUGGUUUACCAUAUGCCCGGCAUGAAAGAAUACAUUCACAAUGGUGGAUUCAAGAAAGAUGUGCCAAUGUUAGAGGAAGUAGUGGUAAUGGAAGGAGUUGGGCACUUCAUCCACAUGGAAAAACCCGAAGAGAUUAACAACCUCAUUUAUGACUUCUUCCAUCAGUUUGAUUAACAUUUUGUUUUAAAUCCUUGUCUGUCCCAUCUAUAUUUGUGUAAUAAAAUUUGGGUAGCCUAAGGACCUUAAUCAUCUGUGCAUGUAUCCAGCUGAUUUCGGGAACUGAUAUUUGAUCUUUCCAAUCCCCCGACAUCCUUCCCCGAAUGUUUUUAGAUAUAUAAAAGAAUUAUUUGUGUUUAGCAAA
This is a messenger RNA of Gossypium raimondii (Peruvian cotton), 1447 nucleotides long. RefSeq lists its product as uncharacterized. NCBI's taxonomy places the organism in Eukaryota, Viridiplantae, Streptophyta, Magnoliopsida, Malvales, Malvaceae. The transcript has 3 exons. Gene Ontology annotation, molecular function: hydrolase activity. The record is from RefSeq and is a predicted model, not a curated record. Bases 301 to 1260 code for a protein of 319 amino acids.